Messenger RNA from Amoebophrya sp. A25, 339 nucleotides. The record is from the annotation of a GenBank genome assembly. NCBI's taxonomy places the organism in Eukaryota, Dinophyceae, Syndiniales, Amoebophryaceae.
CUCAAGAGGACAGCACAGGGGCGGGGCACGCAUGGGGUGGCCGUAGUAGUUUCUCAUAUAGACGGAAAUCGCCAGCGGGUGCCUCUGUCUUGGUUGCUUCUCUCAGUUUGUUGCUGGUCUUUUCCCGUCUAUCGCUCUAGUGUGCUCGGCUUGCUCUCUGCGGUUCUUGCUCUGUCUUGUCGGAAAUUUCGACAAGAUGGCGCCGCAGGCUUCUCCUUAACUAUAGGACCCACUGCCCACGCCGGCGCUUCCUUCCACCUCUUAUCUUUGGCGUUUAAGACCUUGAGCGCGCUCCUCCGGGUGACUGGGCACUGGGGUCGUGCCGUCUGUAGUCGGUGA